GAUAUUUCAGACGUGCAUUUGCAUGUACACUUCCAUGCCAAUGAUUCGGGGACGGACUCGAAGUGGAGAAGGUAGUAUCUGGCCCACGGGUUAUAGCAAAGUGGGAUGGAGUGCAGUAGUCCAGUAGUCAGGUACUUAUACUACCUAGGUAUGUAUAUUGGUUUAAGGUAUGAACGGGGGAAAAAAAACGAUCAACAUUGAUAUCGUAGGCUAUCUAUGUAUAUGCCUGCAAAUGAUCAGGAGAUUCGUAUGUCGAGAGAAAGCUCAUUUGUCCCAAUUCAGCCCACUUCAAUUUGCUAUUCGUUUAUUCUCUACCCUCCUCAAAGGGCCUAUUACAGCCCUACCGCAGCAUCUCUCGUGCUCCACUCAGUGCCCAAGACCCCACGGAAUAGCCACUCACAAGAGAACUGCAUUUGCUCGUCUCUGGACAUCGCCCAGGAAAGCCAACAUGUCAGAUAGCGAGCCAGACCCGGAGCUUCUCGAUCUUCUGAGACAGCAUCUGCAAGGGAAACUGAAUCUAGACGAUGAGCCUGAGACGGGCGUCUUAGAAGGGGCUGAAUAUGUCUACGACAACUCCAUCGAUGUCGCCUUAGACAUGAGGGCCACCAAGAAUGCGGCUGCUUUCAUAUACGAGCAGAUGCAGCAGAAACAGUACUCGACCGAGAAUUGGGCAGAGCACGAGCUCCACCCAAAGACCAAAGAUGAGAAAACAGUGGCCUUCAUUUUCACCAUGGACCUCCUCAAUUUCUCUUUCUGGUCACUUCGUUCAGAAGACGAACGCUUUGCUGUCGCUUACCGAGACAAGACUUGGACGGGAUACUGGAGCUUAGUUGCCUCUCUCCAGCGGGCAUUGGAAGAAGAUAUACCUAUUACGGACCCUCACUUCUGGCAGAACGAAGAAGACUGCAACCUGGAGUCUUUGCGGCAUGUUUUCCGCUCGUGCACAGAUGAGGAAAUCCCACUGCUUGAAGCCCGCCUUGCCUGUCUGCGAGAGGCUGGUCAAGUGCUCUAUGAAAAGUACGACUGCAGCUUCAUCAACUGCAUAGAAGCCGCCAACGGAUCGGCAGCUGCUCUGGUCAACUUGCUCGCACGUGAUUUCUCCUGUUUCCGAGAUGAAUUCCAGUUCGAGGGCCGACGUAAGCCCAUCCGUUUCCUCAAGCGCGCUCAAAUCCUGGUGGCAGAUAUUUGGGGUUGUUUCAAUGGAGAAUGCUACGGUGCUUUCCGCGACAUCGAUAAAAUCACCAUGUUUGCCGAUUAUCGCGUCCCACAGAUCCUGGCUACGCUCGGCUGCAUUGGAUAUAGCCCACCAUUGCAAGCUUUGAUAACAAGGAAGGAAACCAUCGAAAGUGGCAGCAAGUACGAAAUGCAGCUUAGAGCCUGCAGCAUCUGGUGUGUCGAACUCAUUCGCCGUGAAAUAAAACGUAACCACCCAGAAGCCAAGGUCAAUGCUAUUUUGAUAGAUUUUUUCUUGUACGAUACUAUGAAAAUGAUGGAGGCCCAAGGGAAGGAGACUAUGCCACACCACCGCACACGAAGCAUUUGGUAUUGAGGGGUAAGCAAUAACAUGGGCGGGUCAUCAUGUUAGCCGACAAAGGCAAAGAUAGAGGCAAAAGAGCCUGGAUAGCUCUUUCGUAUUCGGAUACCCUUGGAAAAGAAAUCGGAAUGAGAGAGAAUUCAAGUCAAUAGGUAGU
Xylaria bambusicola is the source of this 1691-nucleotide messenger RNA. RefSeq lists its product as uncharacterized. Bases 170 to 1549 code for a protein of 459 amino acids. The transcript has 4 exons. NCBI's taxonomy places the organism in Eukaryota, Fungi, Ascomycota, Sordariomycetes, Xylariales, Xylariaceae. The record is from RefSeq and is a predicted model, not a curated record.